CCGGCCGGGCUCAGUUGGCGGCGGCACCGGCCAUGGCAGCGACGGCGGCGGCCCAGAUUUUGGCUCGAAAACUGCACAAGACCCCCCUACUCCUGUGCGGUCCCAGGAGAUGCGUCAGCUCAACAUUCAAGGCGGCGGACCUGCACGUCGAGUUGAGCCGGACCCCCCGGCCCAAGCCCCCCGCUGGGGCCCAGCUGACCUUUGGGAAGACCUUCACGGACCACAUGCUGACGGUGGAGUGGAGCGAGGCCCGGGGCUGGGGCCGCCCCCACAUCAGACCUUUCCAGAACCUGUCGGUGCACCCCGCUUGCUCCGCCCUACACUACGCCAUCCAGCUCUUUGAGGGGAUGAAAGCCUAUCGGGGUCCUGACCGCCACGUCCGCCUCUUCCGCCCCAUGCUCAACAUGGACCGGAUGCUGCGAUCCGCCCUGCGCCUAUGCCUGCCGAGCUUCGACAAGGCCGAGCUCCUGGAGUGCAUUCGGCGACUGGUGGAGGUGGACCAGGACUGGGUGCCCGAAAGUAACGGCAGCAGCUUGUACAUCCGCCCGACGUUCGUCGGGAAUGAGCCCUCUCUGGGUGUGGCCCGGGCCCACCACGCCCUCCUGUUCGUCAUCCAGGGCCCUGUGGGGCCGUACUUCCCUGGGGACGGCUUCUCCCCGGUCUCUCUCCUCGCUGACCCCCGCUUUGUCCGAGCCUGGCUCGGCGGCGUUGGAGACUGCAAGCUAGGCGGGAACUAUGGGCCAACGGUGUUUGUGCAGCAGGCCGCCCUGAAGGAGGGCUGCGAGCAGGCCCUGUGGCUCUAUGGUGAGGACCACCAGCUCACUGAAGUUGGCACCAUGAACAUCUUCCUCUUCUGGACCAAUGAUGAUGGUGAGCUGGAGCUGGUGACGCCUCCCCUGAAUGGAAUCAUUCUCCCUGGAGUGACCCGGCAGAGCCUGCUGGACCUGGCUCGCAAGUGGGAUGAGUUUCGGGUGACAGAGCGCCCUGUGACGAUGGAAGAGCUCCAGAGGGCCCUGCGGGAGGGGCGGGUCCGAGAGAUUUUUGGCUCGGGCACCGCCUGCGUCGUCUGUCCCGUCCAUCGGAUCCUCUACCAGGGGGAGAGCCUCCACAUCCCCACCAUGGACAAUGGGCCCGAACUCGCCCGACGUUUCCUGAAGGAGCUGUUGGACAUCCAAUAUGGCCGGGUGGCCCACGAGUGGACGGUGAAAGUUUGACUGUGACUGGACUCCCUCCUCCUCAACCUUUAACCUCGGGUUUCCCAGCACUCGGCUCCUUCCCCUCUUCCCCUGCCCUUCCUUCUCCUCCUCUUCCUCUCCCCAUCCUGUUCUCUCUUGCUUCUCACCAAGGACUCAAGUGCAAUAUGGAUAUCCAGGCUGGGAAGCUGGGGCUGUCUGGGUUUCCCUUGGCGGGUAGGUGCAGGGAGGAAGAGGAGGAUAGUCUAAGCAUUCUCUGUCCUUCCUUUUUCCCAUUCUCCUCCAUGCCACUCUCCUCUCAACCACCCCCUGCUAUUUCACUCCAAAGCCAUAGGGAUUGGGACCCAGAUAUCUAAGCCUCCACCCUCCCCACCUCCCUCUUUCCCCUCCUCUACUGCACUCCAGGCCCCCCCCCCCAAAACCUUCAGCAGUUUUGCUGGUGGUGUGGCGUCUGGGAGGAGGGGAGAACUAGACCCCCUCCUCCCAAUUCCCUCCCUUCAGGGGCCACUAUCCACCCUGACCCUGAUGUCUUGCCAAGGUGAUGGCUCCGGCAGCUGCUGCUGAUGAAUUUUUUUUUGCUUCAUUUCAAAAUAAAAUACCAAAGGAAAUAU
Ornithorhynchus anatinus (platypus) is the source of this 1804-nucleotide messenger RNA. RefSeq names its product branched chain amino acid transaminase 2 (gene BCAT2). Lineage: Eukaryota; Metazoa; Chordata; Mammalia; Monotremata; Ornithorhynchidae. The coding region runs from base 33 to 1214 and encodes 393 amino acids. The record is from RefSeq and is a predicted model, not a curated record. The transcript has 11 exons. Gene Ontology annotation, cellular component: mitochondrion. Gene Ontology annotation, molecular function: branched-chain-amino-acid:2-oxoglutarate transaminase activity. Gene Ontology annotation, biological process: L-valine biosynthetic process; L-leucine biosynthetic process.